This is a messenger RNA of Hemicordylus capensis (graceful crag lizard), 8484 nucleotides long. It is a transcript of the gene RNF217, whose product is annotated as ring finger protein 217. The transcript has 6 exons. Gene Ontology annotation, molecular function: ubiquitin protein ligase activity; ubiquitin conjugating enzyme binding; zinc ion binding. The coding region runs from base 378 to 1808 and encodes 476 amino acids. The record is from RefSeq and is a predicted model, not a curated record. Gene Ontology annotation, biological process: ubiquitin-dependent protein catabolic process; protein polyubiquitination; positive regulation of proteasomal ubiquitin-dependent protein catabolic process. NCBI's taxonomy places the organism in Eukaryota, Metazoa, Chordata, Lepidosauria, Squamata, Cordylidae. Gene Ontology annotation, cellular component: ubiquitin ligase complex; cytoplasm.
GAGGGCACGUAGGCAGUACAGGAGGGGUCGUGUGUGUCUGUUUGUGUUGGAGGCUCCAAGGCAGGCAGGCGGGCGGGCGAGGAGGUAGGUAGGAGCAGAGCGGUGUGUGAGGCUCGGGGAGGGGCUAGUCCUCUUUGAACUCGGCUAGUCGGGCAGGAUGAGGCGGUCCCUGUCGGGGCGGCGGGCCCUACGUGCGAAAGGCUGGCGAGGCUGCGAGCGGGUGCGCCGAGCUUGAUCCGCAGCAGGAGCCCCACCGGGGACAGGGCAGGGUCGCGGCGGAUGCGUGUCUUUACGUAGCGCGAGUCGGAGUUGGGCAAGACUCGCUGGGGAAAGCGGCUGCAUGGGCAGCGGCGAGGGUGGGUGCAGUGGCGGCGGGCAUGGGGGAGCAGCUCAGCACGGCCAGCACCCCACCGCAGCCAGCCGCCGCCUCCAGCAGUAGCAGCCGCCGCCAGGAGCUGCCUCCCCCGGCUGCCGGAGCUCCGCCGCCGCCGCAAGACGUGCUCAGCCGAAGGGCAUCAAGGCCACAGCAAGAGGACGACACCGCACCGCCGCCGCCUGCUGAACCGCAGGGCCAGGAAGCCGAGGAAGGCAGCGGGUCUCCCCCGGCAGAAGAUCGGAAGCGGGAAGCGUUGGAAGCAGGCAGCAGCCCCCGAGACGGCUUGGAAGCGGGAAGCAGCGGUAGCCGCCCCCGGCUUCCUCGGAGGCCCGUCUAUUGCACCGUCUACUGUGUGGAGAGCGACCGGCGGCCGGCCGGCCCUCCUGCCUCUCCUGCUCCAGAAGACGGCCAGGGAGGUGGAGGAGAGCCCCUCUCUGACGCGGCCCCGCCACCCUCUGUGCAAGGAGGAGGGGGGAGAAAAGGCGGUGGCAACAGCAGUAGCAUCGAGGUCGACUUGUACCUUCUGCCCGAGCCCUUCUCCGGGCUGAUCUCCGGCGACUUUGGGCCCUUGUUGGUGCUGACUUGCCGCGUGUGUCUGGAGGAGAAGCCCCUCAAGCCCUUGCCCUGCUGCAAGAAGCCCGUCUGCGAGGAGUGCCUGAAGCGCUAUCUCAGCUCCCAAGUGCAGGUGGGGCAGUCGGACAUCCAGUGUCCAAUCACAGAGUGCAGUGAACAUCUGGAUGAAACAACUGUCCUCUACAAUUUGCCACAUGAUGACAUCAUCAAAUAUAAGUACUUCCUGGAACUUGGCCGUAUUGGCUCGAGCACCAAGCCAUGCCCUCAAUGCAAGCACUUUACAACCUUCAGGAAGAGAGGCCACAUUCCAACCCCAACCAAAAUGGAAAACAAGUACAAAAUUCAGUGCCCAACUUGCCAAUUUGUGUGGUGUUUUAAGUGCCACUCUCCCUGGCAUGAAGCUGUCAAUUGCAAAGAGUACAAAAAGGGAGACAAGCUGUUGCGUCACUGGGCCAAUGAAAUUGAACAUGGGCAAAGGAAUGCUCAAAAGUGUCCAAAGUGCAAGAUCCACAUCCAGAGAACAGAAGGAUGUGACCACAUGACUUGUUCACAGUGUAAUACUAAUUUCUGUUACCGCUGCGGAGAGAGAUACCGCCAACUUCGUUUCUUUGGAGAUCACACGUCAAACCUCAGUAUAUUUGGAUGCAAAUAUCGCUACCUCCCUGAGAGACCACACUUAAGGAGACUAGUACGAGGCUCUGUUUGUGGUGGAAAGUUGAUCAUUGCACCAUUGAUACUCGUUUUGGGACUGGUAAUAGGAGCCAUAGCUGUUAUAAUAGGUUUAUUUGUUUUCCCCAUCUAUUGCCUUUGUAAAAAGAAGAGGAAAAGGCCACGAACAGAAAUGCCCUGGUACGAAUGAACCAUUGUAUGUUUGAAUGGAUCUGGUCCUGCAAGGCUUAUACAAAACCUGUUCAACACAGCAAUCCUGUACUGGUUACUAUCUUGAAGCCGCAGUUCUGGCAGAGUAUUGGGGGGCAUCUGCCCCAGCCCUCUGCACAGUACACUACAAAAGACAGGCCAGAAUACUUGUCUGCUCUGGUGCCUCUGUUGAGGCGUCUCAACUUCUUUUUAAUUUUUUUUUUAAAUGAUUUUCAAGGGUUUAGAUCAACUCCUGAUUUAUGGAUAGCCUAGUCACUUUCUUGAACAGCCUAAAUUUGCAUUGUAACUGCACAUCUACUGUUGGCCCAUGAAAGGAGUAUUUGACUUUUUUCUUUGUUAAUGUAAUUCUAGGUUUCUCAGGAGAAAUACUUACAUGCAGUUUGAGUGAAGAGAGCUUGUUUUGUUAUAGAGGUUGGCUCAAUACAUUCAAUUAGUUUAAACAGUGUUCUGUCUAACAUGACCGGCAUACUGUCACAUGCUGAAUUCAGUAGCUGACUAUAUUAUAUAUGCAACUUGCCCAUAAGUAGGGUGUUUGAUCACAUGUUUGGUAGUAGCUACAGUUUGUUAAACUCUCAAUACCUUAAAGGGAACAUGGUGGGAAAUGGUUAGAAUAGUGUCUUUUUCAAUUUUUCAAGGGGUUAUCUUAGAUCUGUGGGAGAGUAUGAUACCACUUCAAUGUGUUUGAAUUGUGUGAGCUGCUUAGAAUGCCUAAUAAUGUUCAGUCCAUUUAACUUUCAAAUACAUUGAAUUAGAGAAAGAGCUUAAAGUUUGUAUUUUAUGGUCUCUGGAAUUUGACAUAAACACCUUAUGGUACUGCUGGCCAUAUACAUUGCAGACCAGUAAAAUGAUCACAUUAAAAUAUACUCUAGUAAAUAAGGAUCUAGCCAAAAUCAUGGCAAAUGCAGAAAAUCAUAUGUGUCUUGGAGUAUAUUUCAGAAGAUUUAAGACUGUUCAGUUGGGAAAACAGCAAUUUGUCUUGAGACAAUCCAGAACAGCCCUAUUCCCCAUAACUGCAGCCGUACUUGGCUAAAAGUGAGCAGGCUUAUUAAUGUUAGGCCAGUUCAGACACAAGGUCAUUUGGUAAAAAAUUUUUCCUGAUAGGAGCAGGCUCAGGCCUUGAGAGCCAUCAUAUGAAUUACUUGUGUUGCAAGUCACCUGAUAGCAAUAGUCUUUGCCAUUCCCAAAAGUGUUGAGAGUAUGGAUUGUUGGUGAACUCAUGUGUGGCAUCAGUUGUAUGGUAUUGGACAAAUGUGCUUUUGAGACCCUGGCCCAUUGCUACUAGCCUGAAUAGCUUAAUUGGCCCAUAUACAUUGCAAUUUGAGCAGUUUUAUUGAAAUGUCAUUUGUAAAACCCUAGGGUUUUAAAAUAAUUAUUCUGUUCCAUAAAACCGAGUACUUCAUGUUUGAAUGCAGAAACAGAUACCCAAAGGUCUUACUUAUAUAUUGUUCUUGAUCUUUUUUUAUAUAUAUGUAAGAUGCAUGGAGCUACUUGAUUUAAGAAUAAGGAGAAAUAAGUGGGAAUUUAAAAAACAUUUUGCUGUUGUGUUAUAUCUGUAUAGCAAAAGAGUGCAUUAAGCACACUAAGAAAUUCAGAACAAUGCAUGACACAAUGAUCUUUUCACUUACAUGCUGAAAAUUUGCGGGGGGAAAUAAGAAAGUAUUAAUGAAAGAAGCAAUGAGUAUUUGCAAGUUCUAUGUUCAAUCUGUUUUAAUGCUUGUAGCCACCAUAAGUUUAACAUAUGGUUAUUUGGCAUACAUUGUACUUUAAACUAUUCUCAGCAUUCAUUACAAAAGCAGUCAGAUCGAUGUAGAACAGUUCCCAGUGCAUCUUAUAGUUUGAUCUUUGGAACCAAAAAGCCUCCAUUGAAAUUAGUAGACGAUUUAACUUGUGUGGCAAUGUGUCCUCUGCCUAUUUUGUUUUAUUAUGUCAGCUUGUGUCAAAAACCCAACAAUACUAAAACUUAUCAUCUUUUCAGCUUCUAAAAUUAGACUGCACUUCAUAAAUGAUGAAAUUCCAGCUUACUAGAAAGACUAAUUAGAAUUUAAUCACAAUUGAAAGUGAAGUUGUUUCUGUUAAAAAUUUAUGUGCACUGUGGGUUGUAGCCAAAGACUGUUAGUCACAACUAAGUCCCAUUGAAAUUAGUAGGACUAAGUCAUGAUUUUGUCCCAUUGGUUUCAGUGGUGCUAAAUUAGGACUAAUUUUCAUUGGAUACAAUUCUAUGCUGUUACAAAUGUUUUAGUUUACUUAACACAUUGCUCCUUUACUGUAUUGUGUCUCAAUGUCAACUGCUGCCUUAAACAAAUCUUUAUAAUGAUUGUAUACUUUGACCUAGCCCCAGAUAAUUAUGUGUUUCUCAGGCCAAACUUGUUUGUUGUCUUUGGUUUACUCAGGGAUCUUGGUCUUUCAUUAAAAUGUCAAAUACAUUUGUGAGGGAAAAAUUUCUAAUAUUUAGAUAACAUUCAAGCAUAUAAGUUAUCAUGAAAUGUGGUGCAGGGUGCAUUAAAGCAAUGUCAAGGCAUCUGUUUGAUUUAAGAAUCACUGAUGAACUACUUGAGCUUUUCCCAUACUGUUCCAUAUUUAUUUUUGUUCUCUUCUACACAUUUGAAAAAUUCUUACACUUGGUAACCCUCGGACAUCAUAUUGAUGACUUCAUGUGCGGAAGCAAGUUUUGUACAGGAAGCUCCUUGUCUUGACAGAUGGCCAGAGAGUCAAAUCCCAACAGUGACUGUCACCUGUUGGGCAAGGAUUGAUUCUUGCCCAACAUCCUCCUUCCAACAUGAACCACCAGAUUUUAUUUGAUCUACCAGAACUGGCGCAGCCAACAGUCUCUCAAUUAUGUGUGCAAGAUCUGGAAUCACCACAUGAUAUCCCUAGAUACUAGAUGUAGGUCUUUGUCUCUGUGCAAUGUGUGCAUAUGGGACCACAUCCAGAAGAGUAAUCUGUGCAUGGAACCUUAUUUCUGCAAGGGGAUCAUCCUUGCUGGAUUAUGUAUAGGCACAUAAUAUUUUGUUUUAUUGCUGUGGAACAUCUUGAGUCUAGGAAGUAUUUAUAUAUUAGGAUAAGUGAAAGGCAUGAAUAGGUAUACAGUAUCUGUGUUUAUACAUAAGGGGACUGUAAAGGGUUAGAUGCAACUGUCAUCUGCUGAAAUGUGGAAAUGUUUUACUAACACAAAGCAUGCCAUUUUAAGACUAGUAUUGAGUGCAUAUCAGUCAAAACCUCUGGCUAACCUUGCUUCAAUGCAUUUAAGUUCACAUAUUUAGAUAAUUGUAUUUGUAAUUUCUGUAAGCAGAUUUUAUAUUCAAUUUUGUAUUAACUGACCCUUUCCAAAAAUUGGUCUCGUACAAAAGCAAGAGAUGCAUUAGAUUCCUGGUUUUGCUGGCCCCUAUUGUAAGUCAAUACUAUCCUGUAUUGCUAAAUCUAAUUUUAAGAAUAAUCAAUGAGCACAUUCAUUGAGCAGCCAUAAAUGACAGCUGGUUAACUGUGUACUGAGAGUCAGAAAAAAAGUAUUCAAAAAUGUAUUUUUCUGAACAGAUUAUUGAAUGUUACAAGCCAUGCUCUGAUUUUUGCCUUACACAGCUUGUAUUAGAUUUUGUUCUGCUUAUCUGUUGCUUUAAAUUGUACUAAGUUGUGAUGCAAUGCAAUGCAAAAUGUUCCUAUGCCCCUGACCACUUAUCCAAAUGAAACAGACUUAAAAUAUACAUUGAGAUGGUUCUAAAAUCUCUCUUUGAGAGAACACUAUUCCUGUUAGGUGGGUGCAUGGACCGAUUUUAGCAGUUUGGUUUGAAUUCGAACUGAACUGGUGGUCUGUGAACUGGUUCAAUCAAAUGACUGUCUGGUCCAUUCAAUCAAACCAAUUUGGCAGUUCAAGGGGCUAUGCUUAUAAAGGGGAUUGUGUUGAGGAAUCCCCUUUGCAAGCAAAGGGGAAACUUGGCUUUAAAAGACUCCGUGACGGGGGACAAUGACAGCGAGAGGUCAUCUUUAAAAGUAGUUGUAAGGUGCUUACCAGUCUGUCUCUUUCUCCAGCAGCAUGGCAAUUAUGCAGUCCUUGAACCGACAUGGCCUCCAUGCAUGCAUGGAGGUCACAUAAAUAGCCUCUGCGCAGGCCAGGUAAUUUCAGAAACUGCUCCACCACCACAUGGGCGGGCUGCUGGGGGGAGCGCCAGACCGAUAAGCACCUUACAACUACUUUUAAAGGUGCCCCCCCCUUUAGAAGCCUUUUAAAGCCAGGAUUCCCCUUUGCUUCUAAAUGAGAAUCCUCACCCGAUUUCCCUUUACAAGUAUAGUUCCUCGAAGUGGUUCAAACCGGUCCACCACAGACCAGGAUCGGUUCAGUUCAAUCGUGGACCAGCCCAUCUUUCCUGGAGGCUGGUGUGGUUCACAAUUGAACCUUUGAACUGGCCCAGUUUGUGGUGGACCAGUUCGCAAUCAAAUGGCUUGUGCACACCCCUAACUACCAUUGCCCUCUUUUACUUUAACAUUGCAAAGCUGAGAAGGUUGAGCAAUUUAGUCCAUAACUGAGCAUUUCUACAGGGCAGCAUGCAGACCUAGAAAGGUUAGUCAUUAAUUUUCAAUGGGACUUAGUUAAAACUAAUUUAGUCUGAAUGCUGCCCAUUGUAUUUUAUGGUACUGAUCAGUGUUCCCUCUAACAGGGGUUCUCAGCUGUUGUUGACUACAACUCCCAGAACCCCAAGCAAAAUCCAUUGCAGCUGGGGAUUCUGGGAGUUGUAGUUAACAUCAUCUGGGAAUCUCUUUUAGAGGGAACACUAGUACUGAUUGCCACACACAUUCUUUUUAUGCUUCAGUGUAUUAAGAUAUUGUCAAAUACAAAUAAUUCUAUUUGCAUUGCAAGUAGAUCACAGUACAACAGUUAUUACUUGGUGUUAAUGUAGAAACUACUCUCUUUCAAUCUGAUUUAUAAAACUAUUGUAACUCCUUCUAGAACCUUCAGUAGAUUGCCCCCAGCAAUCUAAAUUUUCAGUAAACUAGCUUUUGAAAACAUAUCACUGCAGCCCUUACAUCUGGAUUCUUAGUAUUUAAGAUUUCCCAGGAGAGUUCGUGCUGAAACACAAUUCUUCUCCCCCCAUCCCCAAAAUGCAGAGGUAGCUUUAAUUCUGAGAUUGUAAUCACUGUAAUGGUGAUGUUUCACAUUGAGUUAUGAUAAAAUCCUUGCCAAGGCAUGCUAUGAAUUCUAGGGAAUAUACAUUUAAUGUGUUUCUGGAGUGGGUGGGGGAAAGCCUGAUCAAUUACAUUUCAACCAAUAUCACACACACACAUUCUCUCUCUCUCUCUCUCUCUCUAACCAUUCUUGUUACCAAAAUAGGGAGUGCUGCUGUGUGGAUUUGUGUCAUAGUUCAGUGAAAUAUUGAGGCCAUACACACAAUCCCCGCUGGUUUCACCUGCCUCCCCGCCCCCCAAGACAAUCUGUUGUUGAGUCUCCCACCACUCUACUUUAUGCUCAGACUAUCUGCUCUACUCCGUGCAGCUUGGACCAUUAGAGGCCGGGACUCAUUUCACCAGCUUCCAGAUAUCCCUCAAUGUACUGUGCAAUGAGUGCAGUGCAUUGGGGGAUACUUCCAUGAGAUGAGCACUCUAGGUGCCCAUCUCUUUGUGCACUCAGGCUGCAAGCAGCCCAAGCGCAUGCACACGACCCCAGCACCAGGAUUCAGGGUGCACUUGCACCCUUAACCUCAGCUAAAGGCUGGGCUUCAAAGUGGGAUUAGGCGGGCAGCACCAAGAUCUGCGUGGAUCCUGGCGCUGCACAUGAGCAGCCUAACCCCGGCUGGCCUGCCCUAGCAUUGUUGAGACUGCUCAUGAGAACAGCAUUACUGAGUGAUCUUUCAUGCAAAAUAAUUCUAUACAAGUCUUAGUUUAUUAAAAUGUAUGCCAGAGUAUACCCAAAUUGUCCUUCUUGCCUGAAAGAGGACUUCCAUGUAUGCCUAGCCCUUCUGAACAUGGCCCCAUAGCCACAUAUGUAGAAUUUAAAAAAAUUCUAUUUAAUGGGACAAAGCUCUACAUUCUGCUCUACAUGUGCACAGCCUACAGGUAAUCAUUCAGAACCACGAGAUCUGAUGACUCCCACCAACUGAUAAUCAGCUCUGCCAAAGCUGCCAUUGUGAACCUUUUUUUUUUUUUUUUGGCAGCAGAGACCUUGAUAUGCAUUCUUGUAUGUGACAGUGGGAUCUUUGGCUCAUGGUUAUAGUUUCACAAAGUGUAGAAUACUUAAUGUUUACGAGAAAUCUUGAUGUUCACCAUGUUUGGAGUCAUAUCCAUAAGUUUCAAGAGGUGAACUUGUGUUUUGUUUUGUGUGCCAUCUUUACUAAAAUGAUGUAAUGUAAUGCCAAUUUUUAUAUGUCCUCAUAAUCUCAGUUUUUAAUUUCUGUAAAGGUGUCUAAACUAACUUGUACUUGAAGCCCCUGAUUGUUUGAGAAAGCAAGCUUUUAUUAUUAUUAUUAUUUUUAAAAACAUCGGGGCAUAUUAAAAUUAAAUUUAGAACUAUUGUGCUUCUGAGCUGUACACAGAAUGCAUCUGAUCAUACAUCCUCAUUAAGGCAAUAGAAAUGACUUCUGAACAGGGAUGGUAGACUGAUUUAUGCAAAGUGAAGAUCAAAUGGUAUACUUUCUGUGGUUAAAGUCAGAAUAAAAGUAUUCCUGCUCUUC